UUUUAAGAAAAAAAAGAGUCAUAGCCUCAUCCCCCUCCCUCGGACUCUCGCCUCUCUCUCUGCCUAGCCGCUUCAACGACUGCCUUGUACAGACAGCCACCAGCGUGGUUCUGCCUGUCCACGGUCCGUUGGGUGCCUUGAUAUAACUCCUUUUCCAUCACACGACUCAUUUCAAAAUGUACCUUAUUGAUUCAUCCGUUCCGAUCGCCUGUGUUGCUGUUACCGACCUCCGCAUCGUCACCGUCUCUGGCUCCAUCUAAUACCACUCAUCGGAAAGAGUCAUUACCGCCACGUGCCCCUGCUUUGGUUCUUAUAUCAGAAGCACUUGGUUGAUCGGAUCGUGAAUACGUUUUCCUUUUCUUCUUGUUUUUAUAGUUGUUGUCCCCUUUGACCUCUCUUUUUUAACCGCUACACCCGGCGGUUCCGCUUAUUUUUCUACGUCUGGUUAUCAACCUGGCUCUCUACAUCUAAAGGUCUGCCGUCGCCUUCGUCGCAAAGACGGCUUCUGUCUCCUCGGCUCUCGUUCCCGGUUCCCUGCUUAACGGUAUCUUGACACUUAACGGUUCCAAAAAUCGGACCAUCUCGCUUUUAUCCGGCGGUCUUCAUUUGAACAUUUGUUCACACAAACGCCCUAUAUGAACUCCACAGUACUCCCGGAUAUGUCAGGGAUGGACGUCUUGGGGUUGAACCUCUCAAACCCAAGUUCUCAAUUGACAGCGUCUCACCACGCUCACCCCUACGCAUCCUCGAUCUCCUCCUCCGCCUCCUCCUCUUCCUCAUCUGUAUUCUCCCUCGAUGGCGUCUCCUCGCAGAGUUCGAUAUCAUCGACAUCGACCAACCCGGUUGACGUGAUUUGGGAGAAUGAGAGUAAUAGCCAGUUGGCGGGAAGAAAUCCGAACGGAGCAUGCCCCCGGGCUUUUGCCAAGGGACCUGCUUCCAAGGUGGACGGUGUAGUGCCAUCCGAGCUGCGAACGCACCCUCGGCGCACUAACAGUUAUUCUUCUAGCGCUCCCAGUGCGCGCCCUCCGCCAUGUCUGCUACGGCAGUCGGAACGGAAGGUGAACUUCGUCGAUAACCUCGUCGACACCGCAUCACAGAUUGUUGAGACCAUCUGGCCCCUUUCCGCCGCAGCAUCCCGCAGUGAUGCCGCGACCGGAUCCAAAGGGGUUCUUCCUCUCCGCACUUUUAUCCAAGAGACACUCCGCCGCUCGCGUACUAGCUACAGUACCUUGCAGGUGGCCUUGUAUUAUUUGAUUAAAAUCAAACCCCACGUACCCACGCAUGACUUCACUAAGGAGCAGCCUCGGGAUCAGUCGCCUUUGCGGGCGAUGCAGUGUGGGCGCCGGAUGUUCCUGGCAGCGUUGAUUCUCGCUUCAAAGUAUCUGCAGGAUCGCAACUACUCCGCUCGUGCCUGGAGCAAGAUUUCUGGCCUCAAUACUCUUGAGAUUAACCAGAAUGAGCUUAUGUUCCUCAAGGCGGUCGGAUGGCGCCUGCACAUUGACGAGGCAACCUUUCAGCGUUGGACUGACUUGGUAUUGAAGCUGACCCCUGGUGCCGGUGGACCCCCAGUUGGUAAAGGUCAGUGCUGGCAGACUGUCCUACCCAGACUCACUCCUGAACUGGAAUUUGUAGAGUCAGAGCCCGUGACCCCGGUUUCGGCGAUGGGUGGGAUGGAUCUCGGUCUGUCAGAACACCUCUCGCCUCGUAGUCUGCCAAGCAACGAGUCGGUGCGCUCCUUGCCGCGCGAACAAGCUCCGACAUGCGCUCGGAGUAUUCCGCGAACCCUGGAGCCAACUCCACGUAUGGAUUUUGCCAACUUGGCUUUGCCCAGUUUCCCACGGCCUAUGAUGCUUCCUACGCCACAGAUGACCCCCCAAUCUCAAGUGUCCUCCACUCCUGCAGCGAGUAUGGCUACUUACAACCCCCGUCGCCCAUCCAUCUGUACGGCUAUGUCUCAGGCGCAGAAUGUGUGCAUGGCGCGAUCAACACUCGAUCAGCGCCCGCCCCUGUCAUUCUGCCCUCGGACCCAGUCGUACGAUGGUUACCCGGCUGCGGCUCGUCGGUCAUCUUUGGCUCGCUCGACCUCCUCGGCGUCGUCGCCUGACUCGAUGGUUUCGGAUGUCUCUACUCUGUCGUCCCGCUCUUCGCGGUCGUCAUCAGUCUCGUCCAGCGCCUCAGGUACUUCUGGCUCGGCGCCAGCUCGUCUAGCUGUUAAGGCCACAUUGCGUUGCACAAGCAACUCCCUCAAGGAGUCCCGGAAGACUCUGGCCAUUGCCUCUCCGAUAGACGAGAGUUGUCUGGUCGGUGUCUACGGCUCUCCUGAAUAUCCUAGUUCCAUGGGUUCUUCAGUCCCAGACCUAUCUAAUUUUUCCCUGGAUUCCAGCCUGAGCGAAGCUGCUCAGAGUCUCUGCGAGCUUUCUGGCGCGACGCCCGAACGGCGCCAGUGCCGAAAACGUGGACGUACUGGAUCCGACGAUCUUUUGCUCCAAAACCAUGUGCGCCAUCUGAUCAACAUCGGGGCCUCCGGAGACCAAUCCGUGUUGCCUGAUGGAAAGUUCCCACGCUCAUUCAUGACGCAACAUGGGUCCUCCAUUCCCCCUGUGCAGACUGGCCCAGUCUCUGGACCGGCGGGCAUGAAACGUGCCUGCUGUGGCAGCGAAGCACGCAAGAUCGCGUUGAACCCGAGCCUCCGUGUUGCGGAGUACUUGAAUUAA
Molecule: messenger RNA, 2714 nt
Organism: Penicillium crustosum
Lineage: Eukaryota; Fungi; Ascomycota; Eurotiomycetes; Eurotiales; Aspergillaceae
Product: putative G1/S-specific cyclin Pcl5
Exons: 3
Coding region: 636-2714 (692 amino acids)
Biological process (GO): regulation of cyclin-dependent protein serine/threonine kinase activity
Cellular component (GO): nucleus; cyclin-dependent protein kinase holoenzyme complex
Molecular function (GO): cyclin-dependent protein serine/threonine kinase regulator activity; protein kinase binding
Source: RefSeq, a predicted model, not a curated record